Alexandromys fortis (reed vole) is the source of this 1275-nucleotide messenger RNA. Its product is annotated as aflatoxin B1 aldehyde reductase member 3-like. Lineage: Eukaryota; Metazoa; Chordata; Mammalia; Rodentia; Cricetidae. The record is from RefSeq and is a predicted model, not a curated record. The transcript is spliced from 5 exons. Bases 298 to 1101 code for a protein of 267 amino acids.
GGGAACAGAGACCAGGGUGGUCAGGAGUGAAGCAGAGAGAACAAACAGGGAAGGGUGCCAGCUUACUUUCUUCCAGGGCGCACACGUAGGUUCAAGAUUUGCAGGGCAGACACAGAGCUUUGAGGAAGUCUCUCACACCAGACUGCAAAUUCUGCCCCACCUCUGCUCGCUCCGCCCCAUGGGCAUGGCCACUAACAGCAGCUAUUAAAGCCAUAGGCGUCUUUGCACUAGAGCUGCAAACUCCUGGAUCCUCCUUCCUCUCCUCCUUCGCCUUCCCCUACCUCUACCAGAGCCACCAUGUCAUCCGUUCGGCCCGCCACUGUGCUGGGUUGCAUGGCGAUGGGGGGUCGCAUGGAUCAGACCUCCAGCGCAGCGUCGGUGCAAGCUUUCCUGAAGCGCGGCCACACGGAGUUCGACACAGCCUUUGUGUACACGGAAGGCCGGUCUGAGACAAUCCUGGGCAGCCUGGGGCUCGGGCUGGGUCGCAGUGGCUGCAAAGUGAAAAUAGCCACCAAGGCUAUUGGAACGCUUGGGAAGACAUUGAAGCCUGAUGACGUCCGGUUCCAGCUGGAGACUUCACUGAAGCGGCUGCAGUGUCCCCGGGUGGACCUCUUCUACUUACACUACCCAGACCAGAACACCCCUAUAGAGGAGACGCUGCAGGUCUGCCACCAGCUGCAUCAGGAGGGCAAGUUUGUGGAGCUUGGCCUGUCCAACUAUGCCUCCUGGGAAGUGGCUGAGAUCUGUACCCUCUGCAAGAAAAAUGAAACUGACCCCCAUGUCACUGUCCCCCACCCAUUCAGGUACUGGAAGGAUGAAUACUUCAAGGGCAUCGCUCUGGUAGAGAAGGCUUUGAAAUCUAGCUAUGGCACCAGCACCCCCAGUAUGACCUCUGCCGCCCUGCGGUGGAUGUACCAUCACUCACAGCUCAAGGGCUCCCAUGGGGAUGCGGUCAUUCUGGGCAUGUCCAGUCUGGAGCAAUUGGAGCAGAACUUGACCUGCGUUGAAGAAGGGCCCCUGGAGCCGGCUGUCGUGGAGGCCUUUGACCAAGCCUGGGACCUGGUUGCUCAUGAUUGUUCCAACUACUUCCACUGGCUCUGACAUGGGGAGGUGUAGAGGUCACUGCCUGUCAGGCUGUGUUCCAGCCUGGCUAGUCUGGGCUGUGAGCCGAGUCAGCUGCUCUUUCCCUCCUCAUCCAGAUCUCCUCCUGUUGAAUAAAACCUGCCAUGGCUGUAGCUCAGGCUGCAGCAGACCUGGUGGCCUUAUUCUUUGAAA